GCCGGCGCAACUUGCCCCGGCGCCUCGGUGAGAGGAGCGCAGCGCGGAGAGAGCUUGCGGGACGAGAUGCCUCCGGCCGGCGGCCCCCGCACACCGCGCCCGCACGCGCUGCCCCGCAGCCUGUCCCGCCUGCGCGAGUGCCCGGGUCGUUCCCGCAUCGUGCUGGCUCUCGGGGCCACGCAGAUGGCGCUCGGAUGCCUCAUCGUGGCCGUGAGCUUCGCGGCGCUGGCUCUCACCACCUCCGCCCGCGUGCGCCACUCCUGCCCUUUCUGGGCCGGCUUCUCGGUGCUGCUGUCUGGACUCAUUGGUGUUGUCUCCUGGAAGAGGCCUCUCUCGCUUGUGAUUACCUUCUUCAUGCUGCUCUCUGCAGUGUGUGUGAUGCUCAACCUGGCCGGCUCCAUCCUCUCCUGCCAGAACGCCCAGCUCGUCAGCUCCCUCGAAGGCUGCCAAUUGAUCAAGUUCGACAGCGUGGAGGUAUGUGUAUGCUGUGAGCUGCAACACCACUCAUCUGGAUGCAGCAACCUCGGGGAGACACUGAAGCUGAACCCGCUGCAGGAAAACUGUAACGCUGUGCGGCUGACCUUGAAGGAUCUCCUCUUCAGCGUCUGUGCCCUCAAUGUCCUCUCCACCAUUGUGUGUGCCUUGGCCACAGCCAUGUGCUGCAUGCAGAUGGUCUCUGCUGAUGUCCUGCAGAUGUUCUUCCCACAUAGGUCUCACUCCGCCAACGCUGCCUGUGUGACUCCCCACGGCACCAUUCUCCACCAGACUCUGGACUUUGAUGAGUUUAUCGCCCCCCUCCCGCCUCCGCCCUACUACCCUCCAGAGUACACCUGUACACCCACAGCGGAGGCCCACAGGGGUCUCCACCUGGACUUCGCCUCCUCGCCAUUCAGCACUUUGUAUGAUGUUGCCAUCAACAGCCCUGGCAUGCUGUACCCCGCCGAGCUGCCCCCACCAUAUGAAGCUGUGGUGGGUCAGACUCCUGCCAGCCAGGUUGCAAGUGUCGAUCACCAGGUGGUUGACUCCAGUUCCGGGGACCCAAACACUGCUGUAGACUUCAGCACUCCAGUGCCUGCCAGUAGCACGAGUCUCCCAACCUCAGAGGGUGCCACCUCACUGGGCCCAAGCCACCCAUCCCCUGAUGGCACUUUAGACACCCCAAUGCCCCUUCUACCUGCUCCAGUCCCUCACCACAUGUCUCCAGAGGCAGCAAUCUUGAGCACACAGGCACAACCAAGCCCCGGGCGUGUGGCCCGCUCAGCCAGCGACCCCACCUCCUGCACAUCCAGUGAAGCAGUCUCCACAUCACGGCCAGCCAUGGCUGCCUGUCGACACCAGCACUCAUCCAAUGGUGACACAGAUAACUGGAAAACGGGCCAAGGGACCAAGCCAGAGGCCUUACAGACCGUCUCCAAAGAGCGGCCACACUCUUUAGUGGAGAGCAAGGCCUAUGCAGACACCAGGGUUCUGGUGGCUAAGUUUUUGGAACACGCACACUGCAGCCUCCCUACAGAGGUGCGACAUGUGGUGGGCACCAUCCGAUCAACGGCCACCUCGGAGGAGCCCAGGGUGGAGGAGGCCAUCUUUGGUGCUGGUGUGCUGGACCAGCUAUGAAGCUGCUAUGGGCCUGGAUGUGGACACUGAUAAGCCUGCAAAGUCUGGUCCUGCAAGAUGCCACCGUGCUUGGUAGAGAAAGGCCUUAGGCCUGCUGGGCUGAGAACAUCCAGGACAUCCAGGAGGCUCGCUGGUGGCUUGGGCAAGGAACUGUUACUCUUUCUCCCAUCAGUUGUCUUCCUGGGGACUGUUUGUUGCCUGUCCCACUAACUCAGAGCUGUUUCUCUCCUGCCCUUAGUGAGCUCUGGUUGCUUCAGGGGUAUAGCACCUCUUGAACUGAAGAAUGUGAUGAGAAUACCAAUCCUGGGACAGGGGACACUUGUGGAACAUAAAGACACUGCAUCUGUCCCAAGUCAAGGCCUUUAACACUCGAUGCUCCUCUGUGCCUGGUUUGGUUCAGUGUUAAGAGAGUAGCAGCGGCAAUGGCGUGGUGUGGCUGAUAUCACUCUGCAAUGAAACCUUGAUCAGAUUCCCGCCCAUUACUUCCUCUCGAAGGCAAUAUAGGUCAUGCUGGCACAGCCUGGGACCAUCUUCUCACCCACCAGGCUAUCAUGCAAAUAAAUCCACAAUGAAAGUUUUCCUACAUACUCUUGGGAAGCAAGCACGUGUCACAAGGGCUUGAAACGCCCACCUCCUUGUAUGUACUGGGCCUCCCCAUUAUGUGGGCUGCUAUCCCCACCUCCUCCCUAGGUCCCUCCCCCACAGUCCCCCAUCCUUGAACCACAGCAAAUACUUGUUACUUGUGUUUUAACAGUAAUCUCCCUUCUCUUCCCCUCGUAUCUGACCUCACAUAAUUGUGCUGAGUGGGUCACGGUCUGGGCUAGGAAGCUACUGUCUGCUAUCCGUGCACCUCCGGCUUAGGCGAGCCUCUCUCAUGACCCAGAGUUGCCUCUUCUCAACUCAGGUGGCAACAGGCACGCUUGUGUUGAAGGAGACAAAUGGCCAAUGUCUUAUUUCUGGGAGAAUGCCAAUGGUGGACAUCCAGAAGCAAGGCAAACCCAGCUUAGGCACAGCCAGGUGGCUUGGGGCAAAAUGGCCAUCCAAGACAUUCUUGGCUGUUUCAGACCGCAUUUUCUGGCAAGAUCAGCAGCAACCACUUCUCAGCAAUGGGUCUGGAGCAGCACUGCUUGAAAGCACUUCCUGCAAAAGCCAGAAACGCCCACAUCCGCUUCCCCCACAGCAGCAGGUAUAAUCAAGGGCAAUCACUGCACCUACUAUGCUGAAGACCUCUGUGUGUUUGGAAGUUGUGGGACUUCAGCUCACACAUGGCCUCGGAAAACCCCUAGCAGCGAUCAGUUAGUUCUCCACGCCCCAAUGGCUUUACCAUUGCCAUCAGCUGUUGCCUUCCUGAGGUUAGCAAGCUGGAAAAUAUAAAUCGGGCAUUUGACAGUAACCGUGCCUUUUCCACAGGAGACAUAAUAGAGAUGAAUAUUUGAGCACUUUAUUCAGACUAUAAAAUUCUCUAAUUUUCCCUCAACUGAGGACUUUGAACAUCCUCCCUCUCCCCCCC
Molecule: messenger RNA, 3124 nt
Organism: Mus pahari (shrew mouse)
Lineage: Eukaryota; Metazoa; Chordata; Mammalia; Rodentia; Muridae
Gene: Entrep2
Product: family with sequence similarity 189 member A1
Exons: 10
Coding region: 67-1614 (515 amino acids)
Cellular component (GO): membrane
Source: RefSeq, a predicted model, not a curated record